This is a messenger RNA of Papaver somniferum (opium poppy), 3082 nucleotides long. RefSeq names its product ion channel CASTOR-like. Gene Ontology annotation, biological process: monoatomic ion transport. The transcript has 12 exons. The record is from RefSeq and is a predicted model, not a curated record. Bases 145 to 2955 code for a protein of 936 amino acids. Lineage: Eukaryota; Viridiplantae; Streptophyta; Magnoliopsida; Ranunculales; Papaveraceae.
ACCACUUCUCUAAACUUGAUUGAACACACAUAUAAACCCAUAACUAAAACAAAUCAUUCCCCUAUAAAUUGUAUUUAAUCAUAAUCUUUGUAACAAAACCAAACGACUAAUCAAAACCCAUAAUCUUUUAAAAUAAUACCAAACAUGUCCUUUAUGGAUCCUGAUCACCCAUCUUCCUCCUCUUGUAACAGGGAUUGGUUUUUCCCUUCUCCUUCUUUCAUUCAUUCAACUCAUCCUAUUCCUUCUUCAAGAACUCUAAAGCCUCCUAAAAAGUUCUACUCUUCAGCACGCCGUAGUGGCUCGCAGAAAAUAUCUUAUUCACUUGAACCGCCAUUAUCUCAGAAACCUAAUCCGAUUUUACCAUUGGAUAAUAGAUAUGGUGGAAUUCGAAGAAGAAUUGAUUUUGAUCGUACCAGAGACAAAAUGCAAAGAUCUGAUGAUGAAACCUUUAAUUCGACUCCGACGGAGAAGAAGAACUUGCUGGAAGAGAAAACUACUAGGAUUGUUGGGAGAUUAAAAAGUUGUUUCCGAUGGAAUCGACGGAAUUUGGUUUUCCCGGUUAUUAUCACAAUCUUCUUUUAUCUUCUACGCAAGAACUUUAUAUUGCAAGGACAGGUUAAGGAUUUAGAGGAACAGAUUUUAAUAUUAAAGUUGAGAUUACAAGAAUGUAAUUUACCGGGCUCUGUUCACAAUAUCAAUUCAAAUGCAGAAGAAAGUUUUAUAUCUACUGAAAGUUUGAGAACUUCAGCUUUGAUUUUCUCGUUAUUACUCUUAUCUACACCAUUUCUUAUUUUCAAGUAUAUUGAUUACGUUUCGAAAACUAGAAGAUCGUCAAAAGAAGUUUCCUUGAACAAACAGUUAGAAUAUCACGUGGACGUGUUUUUAUCAGUUCAUCCUUAUACAAAGCCGUUGGCGUUGCUAAUUGCAACCCUGCUGCUUAUAUUUAUUGGUGGGGUUGCAUUGUUUGGUGUGACUGAUGAUGGCUUAGCUGAUUGUCUAUGGUUGUCUUGGACUUAUGUUGCUAGUUCAGGAAACCAUGCGGACUCUGAGGGAAUUGGUCCAAGGUUAGUUUCAGUUUCUAUAAGUUUUGGUGGUAUGCUAAUAUUUGCAAUGAUGCUUGGACUUGUCUCCGAUGCAAUCUCCGAGAAAUUAGAUUCAUUACGGAAGGGGAAAAGUGAAGUUGUUGAGAGCAGUCAUACUUUAAUUCUUGGUUGGAGCGAAAAAUUGGGUACACUAUUGAAUCAGCUUGUCAUAGCCAAUGAGAGUUUAGGUGGAGGUACUGUGGUUGUAAUGGCUGAGAGAGAUAAAGAAGAGAUGGAACUUGACAUUGCCAAAAUGGAAUUUGAUUUUAGAGGAACAUCUGUUAUAUGCAGAAGUGGAAACCCUUGUAUUCUAGCUGACCUGAAAAAGGUUUCUGUCUCCAAGGCUCGCGCUAUCAUUGUGCUUGCUGAAGAUGGCAAUGCUGACCAGAGUGAUGCUCGUGCAUUAAGGACAGUUUUGAGUCUGACAGGAGUAAAAGAAGGGCUGAGAGGACAUAUAGUGGUGGAACUUAGUGACCUAGACAACGAGGUGCUCGUAAAACUUGUUGGUGGAGAACUUGUUGAAACUGUUGUUGCUCAUGAUGUCAUUGGCCGCUUGAUGAUUCAGUGUGCUCGACAACCAGGCCUUGCUCAGAUUUGGGAAGAUAUACUUGGGUUUGAAAACUGUGAGUUUUACAUCAAAAGAUGGCCUGGAUUGGAUGGAAUGUGUUUUGAAGAUGUAUUGAUCAGCUUCGCGGAUGCUAUUCCUUGUGGAGUGAAGUCGGUAGCUUGUGGAGGAAAGAUAAUUUUGAAUCCUGAUGACUCUUAUGUUCUACAAGAAGGCGACGAAGUUCUUGUAAUUGCUGAAGAUGACGAUACUUAUGCUCCAACCACAUUGCCAAUGGUUAAAGAAGCAUCAUUGAUAGAAAUUAUUCGGCCAACAAAAGAGCCACAGAAGAUUUUACUUUGUGGAUGGAGACGGGACAUUGAUGAUAUGAUAGUGGUAAGUUCUUUCUGCCAAGCUCCUAAUCGCUUCUUGUUUUUUGUUUUUCCUGUCUUGAUAAAACAGGUCUGGAGAGGGAAUCCACAGAAAGAUUUAAUGGUUCAGAAGUUGCAUGAAAAAAUUCUUUUUUGUGGUUGGCGCCGAGAUAUGGAAGAUAUGAUUAUGGUGUUGGAUGCAUUCUUGGCACCUGAAUCAGAGUUGUGGAUGUUCAAUGAAGUUCCAGAAAAUGAUAGAGUUAAAAAACUUACUGAUGGUGGUCUGGAUUUCGACCGUUUAAUGAACAUUACUUUGGUUCAUCGUGAAGGAAAUGCUGUUAUUCGGCGCAACUUGGAAAGUCUCCCCUUGGAGACCUUUGAUUCUAUUUUGAUUUUGGCUGAUGAGUCAGUCGAAGAUUCAGCAAUCCAAGCUGAUUCAAGAUCUCUUGCCACAUUACUGUUAAUCCGUGACAUCCAGGCAAAGCGUCUUCCUUAUAGUAAAGAAACCCCGGUUCAUAGAGAAGCUUUCUCAAAGGUUUCUUGGAUGGGUGAAAUGCAACAAGCUUCAGAUAAAUCAGUCAUCAUAAGUGAAAUUCUUGAUCCGCGGACUAAAAAUCUAUUAUCCAUGUCGAAAAUCAGUGACUAUGUUUUAUCAAAUGAGCUGGUCAGCAUGGCAUUAGCUAUGGUUGCUGAGGAUCGCCAAAUAAAUGAUGUGUUAGAAGAACUCUUUGCUGAGGAGGGAAACGAGAUGCAUAUAAGACAAGCCAAUCUUUACCUUCAUGAAGAGGAGGAAUUGAAUUUUUUUGAAGUACUGUUACGUGCUCGGCAGAGGAAAGAAAUUGUGAUUGGGUACCGGCUCGCAAAUGCAGAGCGAGCUGUUAUAAACCCUCCUAACAAGAGUGAGCGGCGAAAUUGGUCAUCCAAAGAUGCUUUUGUUGUGAUUGCUGAAAAAGAAUGAAAGUAUUCUAUUUGUUUAUUUUUGAAAGUUUCAAUUUGAGAAAUGUAAAUACUUAUAUGCACAGUGGUGACCAAAAGUUUGGUCCUUCACUCAGCUAAAUGGCCAAAAAAUUUCCACAUUGACUGCA